This is a messenger RNA of Zootermopsis nevadensis, 2056 nucleotides long. Its product is annotated as adenosine 5'-monophosphoramidase HINT3. Gene Ontology annotation, molecular function: catalytic activity. NCBI's taxonomy places the organism in Eukaryota, Metazoa, Arthropoda, Insecta, Blattodea, Termopsidae. The record is from RefSeq and is a predicted model, not a curated record.
AUCCCGCGAUCUGAAUACUCGUUGAUUGUCAGAGCCCUUAUCUUGUGAUGGUGUUAAUGUUUGGUAAUCCUUAUCUCCUUGAGAGUGUAGGUUGUUGAAGGUGGGCCAUCGUUUCGUCGAAUGUCAUAGUGUGUGAAGUCAAUGUUGCAACAGAACGACAACUGUGUUUUUUGCAGAAUUUGUAAUGGGAAAGAACAAAGUGAAAUCCUGUACAAGGAUGAUGAAUAUGUUGUCUUCCCAGAUAUCAAACCAGCUGCCAAACAUCAUUACUUGAUUGUUACACGUGAACAUAUUCAAAAUGCAAAACAGUUAACUACAGAGCAUAGACAUGUUGUGGAGAAACUCAUUGAAAUAGCAAAACAGGUUCUUACUGAAGAGGGUGCUGACUUAUCAGAUGUAAGGUUUGGUUUCCAUUGGCCUCCAUUCAACUCCAUUCAGCACCUCCAUCUGCAUGCAAUAUCUCCAGCUAGUAGCUUGGGUUUUGUAUCUCGUCUAAUCUUCCGCCCAAAUUCAUGGUGGUUUGUUUCACCAGAGUAUGUGACAUCCCGCCUGUAGUGUUUCCACACAACACUUUGCAGUUUGUAAGUUUUGAUUUGCAUUCCUACUUUGCAGUUUCUGGGAAUAUUUUUGUUGUGAAGGACAAUGUGCAAUCAGUAGCUGUUGCCCUCAUAUACUGAUUCAAGUAUAUUUACAGAUCAGUUCAAAGAAAUUUAUGCUAAUGGUACAAAAUUUCUUGAGUAAACAUAGCUAUUAAUAUACAUUACAUUACUUAAGAUGGUUUAAGUUGAUUCACUUAUAAAUUAAAUACUUAACAGAUUGAAAAAUUGUUUGAUGUAUGGAUGUUGAACACAGAAUGGAAUAUCAUAAUUUCCUCAUGUCUAUUGUAUAUUUAUUCCUUGAAAUUUGCCAUCAAAAGUCAGAUGUGUAUGCUUAUCUUUUGUAAAAUAAUUCUGAAAAUUUUGCAUCAGUGCAAUGAGCAAAAUAGCGAGGUCAAUAAAAUUGCUGGCUAUGGGCUGGAGUGCCUGAGUUUGAUUCCAUGUAGUCAUAGGACUCUUUUCUUCAUCAUGUUCUUAAUGAUUCUGGUGCCCACCCAGCCUCCUGUUCAGUAGUUACUGGAGACUACCUAGAGGUAAAGUGGCCAUGAUAUUAAACUUACCACCCAUCUAGGAGUGCCAAGAUCAGCACAGGGAGCUUUACCUGUAGGGGAUAAUAAAAUGCUAUAACUUUUUAAGUUAUAAACUAAUUUCUUUAUUUUUGUCUUGAUUUUUAUGGUCAGGCAUGUGACACAUUUUGUCUGAUUAAGUUUCAUUAUAACAACUUAGAACUAUUUACUUUUUAUCAUAGACAAAAACAAUUUUCAUCUUUAUUAAAAUAUAUACAGAAUCACUGCUAAAAAUAAUAUUUGUGGCUUCCAAACAUUUUAACUGCUGUCACUUCAGCAUGAUGUUGAGUCAGACACACUGAUAUCAAACAUGGUAACAGCUUUAAAUGGCCAUUUUUUAGUUCAAGUAUUUUGAUAUUGAGGUAUUUUGUCAUAUUAAUUCAUUUAGUUCUGUUUAGUUUUCUCCAGAAAUAAAUAGAACAGUUGGUAUUUUGACUGAUCACUGUGGCCAUCUAUCAAAUAAUGGAUCAUAUUUCUUUUAAAGACUAAAAGUUAUAUGUUCCUGUUUUGGCAGGUUUUCAUAUUAUAAAAUUACAAUUUUUUAUAGAAGUCUUUGGUAGAGCUACAGUAGCAUAUAAAACUUGAAUGUACUAUAAUCCUGAUUUCUUACAAGUAUUUUGUCCAGAUAUUUCCUAUGCUGUCUUGGUGUUUAAUUGUCAGUGAUUUUGGUUACAACUCCAAAGAGAGGACUACUAAAUCAUUUGGUGUUUGUUAAAUGAGUUAGAUUGACAGUAAUUGUAUAGCAAAUUUCCAUCUCUAUUGAAUUACUUGUAAGAGGGACAGCUUUAUUGUGGUAUUUGUUAUCUGUUAUGAAUCCAGUACAAUUUGUAUUGGAUAUGUAGGUCAUAGGAAAGAGUUUUGUGCAUAAAUAAAAUACAUAUUAAUUUAAUAAAA